CCUAAAUUGUAUGCGGGACCCUCUCCUUCUCCCUCUCUCUCUGCUCCGUAUUUUCUCUCUCCCUUCCUCUAAAAUAUUUUAAAAUUAUAAAUAAACAUAAAUAAAUAAAUAUAUAAAUUACCCCUAAUUCGAUUAUCACGAUCCUUCAAUGCUGAUGUUAUGUUGAAAUUUUGGUAGUUAUUUAUGAAUUGGUUGAGCUGUCCUUGCGUUGUUCGAUUCUGUGCUCGUCUAGUGUCUGGACACUCCGGAACAAGCACUGGUGGAAAGAAACUGUAUUAUAUAUGAAUCGAUUCACUUCAGUGUGAGUGGAUGGCUGGAAAUAUGAGAUUUGAAUCCAAUUCCGCUAGCCCUGAGGAAUUAGGUUUCCCAACAAGCUACCAAAAUGGCCAGAGGGGACAUUAUCUUACUGCAACUUUGGAUAGGUCUGGAAGCUUCCGGGAAAGCAGCGAAAACAGGGUGCUUGGUUCUGGAGCUAGUACACCACGGCCUCUUGCUUCAUUAGAUGUGGGUUCGCUUACUCAUCAUCUGAUGUUGGAUCCUAUAACUAUGGGGGAUCAAAAAUACACUAGGUCUGGUGAGUUAAGGAGGAUUUUAGGUAUAUCUCUCGGCAAUGCUACUGAAGAAAAUUCUUUCGGAGCUAUUCACUUAAAGCCUCCCCCUCCGGUGGCUACAGAAGAACUGAAGCGCUUCAGGGCAAGCGUGUCGGAUGCCUCUUUGAAGGCCAGGGUUAGAACAAAACAAGUGAAGGAAUCAUUGCUAAAGUUAAAUAAGUAUUGUGAAGUAAUGAACUUAAAGAAGCCAUAUCGUAGUGAGAUGAUGAUGGGCGAAAGAUCAAGUGCAUCAAACCUUACAAAAAUGGGAAAUCAGAUCCAGCGAAAUAUUUCUGAUCUUGGAACCCAAAGAUUAGAGGACCGGACUAAAAAUAUAUUCUUGAAUAAGCGGGUUCGCUCUUCAGUAGCAGAGUUACGGGCUGAUGGUCGUAGCAAUUCCCUACCAAGGCAGCCACUUAUCAUGGGGAAAGAUAGAGAUGUGCUCAGGGAUGGCGGUGAAGAUUCUGAUUUACCUGAAGAAAAAGUUCGAAGAGUGCCUGCUGGAGGGGAAGGGUGGGACAGAAAGAUGAAACGAAAACGUUCUGUAGGGUCUGUUUUUGCAAGAUCCACAAAUAGUGAUGGAGAGGCUAAACGGAUCAUGCAUCAUAAGUUAAGCAAUGAAUCUGGUUUGCAGUCUUAUGAUACACAGGGUUUCAGCACAGGGUCUCUUAAUGGGACUGGUGGCAUUAACAAGUUUGAUGGAAGUUUUCCACUAGCUGGUUCAAAUCAACGUACCAUUUUCAAGAAUGAACUUGAAAAAGGUUCUUUGACAAGAGACUUCUCCGAUGGCAUGAAUAAGGAAAGACUUCUAGCUAAAGCAAACAAUAAGUUAAAUCUCAACAAUGACAAUCACAUUGUCGGUCUGACUAAGGGAAAGGCAUCGAGAGCACCUCGUACUGGUUCUGUAAUGGCAGCAAACUCUUCUCCUAAUUUUUCUCGUACAACAGGAACCUAUGAUGGUUGGGAAGAGAUUCCGAACACAAAUAAAGUCCAUUCAUUUGGGGGAACCAAUAAUCGCAAGCGCUCGAUGCCUGCAGAAUCAUCGUCUCCUCCAAUGGCUCAAUGGGUUGGUCAGAGGCCUCAAAAAUUUUCUCGUACUAGAAGAGCAAAUGUGGUGUCUCCUGUCUCAAACCAUGAUGAAAUGCAAAUGUCAUCAGAAGUGGGACACACUUCUGAUUUUGGCACUCGAUUAACUUCUGCUGGGAGUAAUGGGUCACUUGCGAAGGAUUUGGCAAAUGGAAAUCAACUAGUUAAAGUUAAAUAUGAUAAUGUUUCAUCUCCAGCCAGAUUGUCUGAAAGUGAAGAAUCUGGUGCUUGUGCAAAUUUUGAGGGCAGACCUAAAGAGAAGGUAAUAUGUGGUGCUGGAAUGACGGAAAGAUCUCAAAACCCUAAUGUUGGCUCUUCUGUAGUUCUCUUGAAGAAAAGUAAGUUACUGAAUAAGGAAAACACUGGUGAUGGCUUGCGUAGACAAGGAAGGAUUGGUCGAGGUGCAUCAUCUUCGAGGGCUAGUAUUUCACCUGUGAGGGACAAAUUGGAGAGCCCCCCUUCUGCUAAACCACUUAGAAGUACAAAGCCUAUUCCAGACAAAAAUGGAAGUAAGUCAGGCCGUCCUCCUCUGAAAAGAGUAUCAGAUCGUAAGUCCUUCACGCGUGUACAAACAGCUAACGGUGGUUCCCCAGAUUUCACAGGUGAAUCCGAUGAUGAUCAAGAAGAAAUGUUAUCAGCUGCAAAUUAUGCUCGCAAUGCUAGCUAUCUGUCAUGUUCCAGUUCCUUUUGGAAGAAAUUAGAGCCAGUUUUUGCUUCUGUAUGCAUGGAGGAUUUAUCAAACUUGAAGCAGAAGUUGAAACCCGUAGAAGAGCUUCAUGAAAACCUACUUGAUUUUUCCGGCGAUGGCGAUAAUACUUCGGGUAAUCUUCUGCAUCGAGAAGAUUUGAACUCAGAACUUUUUUCUGAAGAAUGUGAGAAGAGCUUGCUGGGCCAUAUUCGGUCAAAAAAGGAGAUGGAUAUGAAUUUGGCAGAUGAAGGUCUUGAUAAUGGUUCAUUGGCUGGAACCAUGGAAAGGGGAAAUCAACUUACCCCAUUAUACCAAAGAGUAUUGUCUUCUCUGAUUUUGGAAGAUGAAUAUGAAGAAUUAGAAGAUAACAUUGGAGGAAGUAAUCUAUCUUUUUUAAAUGGUAGAGAUAGGUCACCUGGUGAUACUUGCCUUCCACAUGAUUUUGAUCCUAGAAACAAGGAUAUUAUUAAUUUUGAUUCUGACUCCUUGUCGGGUUUCCAAAGUCGAAAGCAAUCUUCUGCUGAUAGUUUUUCCUGUAAUGGAAAUGUUAAUAGUAACGGGAUCACUAGAGUUCACUCUCAAUUAUAUAAUGGGGAUUUCUUUCAAGGAAGUCAGGAAUUUAUGAACUCUGAGAUUUCCAUGUUCUCUGAGCAUUUGAGAGACAAUGAUGGGAAGCUAGCUGUACAAGCAAAUGCCUCUGGCAUUUCUGUGUUAGAUAGUCAAUAUCAGCAGUUAUGUUUAGAGGAGAGACUCUUAGUUGAGCUUCAGAGUAUUGGGCUAUAUCCUGAAACAGUGCCUGAUCUUGCAGACGGAGAGGAUGAAGCAAUUAAUCAAGAUAUCAUCAACCUGCAGAAGGGACUAUAUCAGCAGAAUUACGAAAAGAAAGCACAUGUGAACAAGAUAAUUGAAGCAGUCGAAGAAGGCAAGAAAGUGGAAGGAGGGACCCUCGAGCAGGUUGCCAUGGACAAGCUUGUUGAAUUGGCUUAUAUAAAGCUGCUGGCUACGAGAGGAAGUUGUGCGUCAAAGUAUGGUGUCCCUAAGGUUUCAAAACAAGUUGCCAUGGCUUUUAUGAAGAGAACUUUAUCAAGAUGUAGGAAAUUCGAAGAUGCAGGCAAAAGUUGUUUCAGUGAGCCUCCACUGCGGGACGCCAUUUUGGCUGAAUCUCCUCGUGAAAAUCACACAGGAGCCCUGAAUGGCAAUUUAAAGUCAAGUAUGCAUCAUGAAACUCCUGAGUCUGAGCAUGAUCUAGGCGCUUCAGGCUCUUUCCUCACAAGAGCAGUGACUGGGGCUCCUAGGCGCUCGCAUGACUCUGAUUUUGCGAAAAGCAGACCAUUAUUGAACAGAGGGAAGAAGAAAGAGCUGCUGCUCGACGAUGUUGGCACCAAAGCUUCCUUCAGAGCUACACUGCCAGCAGGAACCAAGGGAAAGAGAAGUGAGAGAGAAAGGGAAAAUACCACAUUUUCUAGAAAUCCUGUCAGCAAAGCCGGCCGUCAUGUCAAGGGUGAUCGUAAAACUAAAUUAAAGCCCAAGCAGAAGACGGCUCAGCUUUCAGCUUCAGUAGAUGGAAUCAGUAAAAAAUUCAACAAUAAAAAACGAGAAACGGGCCCAAAUUCUUAUAAUUCUCAAAGCAGGGGAACUGCGGAUGCUAAUGGCUUGCAGGAUUUAUCUUUAGAACUAGGUAUAGCCAGUGAUGAUAUGGACAAUCAUCAAGAUCUGAAUAAUUUGUUCAACUUUGAUGAGGAUGGGUUGCCGGAUAAUGACAUGAACUAUCAGGACUUUUCGAUGGACGGCCUCGAAAUACCUAUGGAUGACCUUUCAGAGAUUCUAUGAAGAGAUAUAGUAUAGUGUGUAUAUUUCAAUAGAUUAAGGUGAGAUUAUAAUGCUGUUGCUUGGGACCAACCUGCUUAUAUAAUUUAUGUCCCAUGCAAAUUUGCUCUUGUAAUUAUGUUCAUUCUUUUUGUAUACUUCUCUUGACAAGCUUAAAAGAGAAGAAAGAAAUUUUGUUUAUGAUUUAGACAUUUACUGUUGUAACCUCUUACUUUCUAUAUAUAAAUAAUAUAUAAUUUUUCUU
Molecule: messenger RNA, 4435 nt
Organism: Mercurialis annua (annual mercury)
Lineage: Eukaryota; Viridiplantae; Streptophyta; Magnoliopsida; Malpighiales; Euphorbiaceae
Exons: 16
Coding region: 310-4194 (1294 amino acids)
Source: RefSeq, a predicted model, not a curated record